CCACCACCACCACCACCACCACCUCCACCUCCUCCUCCUCCUCCUCCUCCUCCUUCAAGCUACAGCCGACCGUACUCAAAAAACACCUAUAAACCUCCUCCGUCUCCACCUGUAUCCGGUUAUAGUCGCCCCUAUGCGGGAGGGAGUAGCUAUCAAAAAAGUGCUUCCGGCGGACCUAAAUCAACAGCAGCUGGAAGUCAAACGCCGGAACCAUUCCCUAUCAAAAGCCCUGCAACACCAACGCCACCACCGGCGCCACCGGCGCCACCGGCAACACCAUCACCGACCGAAGCUCAAGUAGCGGAAGGAGUGCGAGAACGAAGCAUUGAAAGUCCAGCUCCAGAGCAGGAGUUAAUUAUGGGUCAUGGUCCACCAGGUUCUUUACCUAGCGGUUCUAUAACAAACGGCGCAUCUGCGCAAGUUACUCCUCCAACUACUUUAGUAAAACCGCGUGGCAUGCCUGGGUUUCAUGUCGAUGCUUGA
Molecule: messenger RNA, 483 nt
Organism: Strongylus vulgaris
Lineage: Eukaryota; Metazoa; Nematoda; Chromadorea; Rhabditida; Strongylidae
Source: the annotation of a GenBank genome assembly